AGGCAGCCAGGCGGCGCUCCAGCUGGCGGAAGGGGAGCUCCUAGCCCCAGCCCAGAUCCUACCUACCCAGCCAGCCAGUCAGCUAGGAAAUCAGGGAGUGGAGUAGCAGCAGCAGCAGCAGCAGCAAGCAAGCAAGCAGCAGAGGAAAAGGCGGAGGGAGGGAGUAAAGAAGGAAAGGGAGGGGAAGGAAGGAGGGGAAAGAGAAGAGAGAAAAAAGGAGGUGGCUGGAGGAGGAGACAGCAGGGGGAAAGGUGUCAGAUAAAGGAGGGUUUUUCUCUGGUUUUAAGGCAUCAUGGCCGCUAAGUCAGACGGGAGGCUGAAAAUGAAGAAGAGCAGCGACGUGGCGUUCACCCCGCUGCAGAAUUCGGACCACUCGGGCUCCGUGCAGGGAUUGGCUCCGGGUUUGCCGUCGGGGUCUGGAGCUGAGGACGAGGAGGCGGCCGGGGGUGGCUGCUGUACUGACGGUGGUGGUGGUAGCUGCUCCCGGUGCUGCUGCUGCGGCGGCGGCAGCGGUAGCUCGGGCGGCGGCUCGGGGGUCUCUGGCGGCGGCGGUGGGGGGGGCUCCUCCUCGUUGUGCCUGCGUCUAGGCAGGGAGCAGCAACGCUACUCGCUGUGGGACUGCCUCUGGAUCCUGGCCGCUGUGGCUGUGUACUUCGCGGAUGUGGGUACAGACAUCUGGCUGGCAGUGGACUACUACCUACGGGGCCAGCGCUGGUGGUUUGGACUCACUCUCUUCUUCGUGGUGCUGGGUUCCCUCUCUGUGCAGGUGUUUAGCUUCCGCUGGUUCGUGCACGAUUUCAGUACCGAGGACAGCUCCACGAGCACUUCAGCAGCAGCAGCAGCUGCCACCAGUUCCUCUUCCAGCUGUCCACAGCCUGCAGCCGACUGCAAGACAGUGGUCAGCGGGUGGGUCUGCAGUCGGAGAAGGAGAUGCCGUCCUUCAACACCGCAAAGGCAAGCUUCAAAUGCCAGCAAGAGCUAUACCACCACCAACAGCAGCAACAGCAGCAGUGCCACCCGGGCCAGCGGAAGAACAGGUCUGCGUCCUGUUCAUAUCUGCAUCUGGCUCCUGCAGUCACUCAUCCACAUCUUGCAGCUCGGGCAAAUCUGGAGAUAUUUCCACACCAUAUACUUAGGUAUUCGAAGCCGCCGGAGCGGGGAGAACGACAGAUGGCGGUUCUACUGGAAGAUGGUAUAUGAGUAUGCAGAUGUGAGUAUGCUGCAUUUGCUAGCCACCUUUCUGGAGAGUGCCCCGCAACUGGUCCUGCAACUCUGCAUUGUCGUUCAGACUCAUACAUUACAGGCCCUCCAAGGUCUCACUGCUGCGGCCUCCCUUGUGUCCUUGGCUUGGGCCUUGGCCUCCUACCAGAAAGCCCUUCGGGACUCCCGGGAUGACAAGAAACCCAUCAGCUACAUGGCUGUCAUCAUCCAGUUUUGCUGGCAUUUCUUCACCAUCGCGGCCAGGGUCAUCACCUUUGCCCUCUUUGCCUCUGUUUUCCAGCUCUACUUUGGGAUCUUCAUCGUCCUUCACUGGUGCAUCAUGACCUUCUGGAUCGUCCACUGUGAGACAGAAUUCUGCAUCACAAAAUGGGAGGAGAUUGUCUUCGACAUGGUGGUUGGGAUCAUCUAUAUCUUUAGCUGGUUCAAUGUGAAGGAAGGCAGGACACGUUGCCGGCUCUUCAUUUACUAUUUUGUGAUUCUUUUGGAAAAUACCGCCUUGAGUGCCCUGUGGUACCUCUACAAGGCUCCCCAAAUUGCAGAUGCAUUCGCCAUACCAGCACUGUGUGUGGUAUUCAGCAGCUUUUUAACAGGCAUUGUUUUUAUGCUAAUGUAUUAUGCCUUCUUUCACCCCAAUGGACCCCGUUUUGGGCAAUCACCAAGCUGUGCUUGUGAGGACCCGGUAGCAGCCUUCACUCUGCCCCCAGAAGUGGCCACAAGCACUCUAAGGUCCAUUUCCAAUAACCGCAGCGUUGCUGGUGAUCGGGAUCAGAAGUUUGCAGAGCGGGAUGGGUGUGUGCCUGUCUUUCAGGUGAGGCCGACUGCCCCUUCCACCCCAUCCUCCCGACCACCAAGGAUUGAAGAAUCAGUCAUUAAAAUUGACCUGUUCAGGAAUAGAUACCCAGCCUGGGAGAGACACGUGUUGGACAGAAGCCUACGGAAGGCCAUCUUAGCUUUUGAAUGUUCCCCUGCUCCUCCGAGGCUACAGUACAAAGAUGAUGCUCUGAUUCAGGAGCGGCUGGAGUAUGAAACUACUCUAUAGAAAACUAACAGUCUUGAAGGAGCCAUGACGUUACAGUCCAGAUUAAGGGUUGACAGCAGGGCUGUGGCAAUAACUAUACUCUAUUGUAGAGUAGAGCAAGGAGUUGUAAAGGUCUUAGUCGGGCUGUCAUCAUGAUUAUCAUUUGAUCACAGGCUGCAGGCUGGGGGCUGUAAUACCCUUUUCAGAGAAGCAGCCCUCAAGAGUCUCAAUUCCUUCCGCUGGGGAGCAGAUCCCCAGCUCUUGACUCCUUGUUCCUAUCAAACUCCUGCACAGAGCUUUCAAUCAAAACCACAGGAGGAUUCUGAUGUGUACACGCUGCCUCCAACUAACAGGGCAUUUUAAUGGGUUUGCCUGAUCUUUACAUGAAGACAUAUUCAAUCAUGAUCUAAAUAAUACAACACACACACACACACACACACACACACACACACACACAUCCCAAUCUGUCAAAAUGGCUUAGGUAGUUUUUCAAUAUAAAGCUCUGUUUCUCACAGGAAGAAAAUGAGAAAAUAUAUUUCCUGAAGACUCCAGAAAAAGAAACAUUUUUUUUUGUUAAAUUGGUAAAUAUUUUCUCAUUUGGAAAAAAAAUAAACUACUACCUUGUGUGUCAGCCUACCAGUGGACAGCAAAUGAAAGUGCACUUGCACAAGUGUCAAUAUUGAUGGAAUGAUUAGUUUUCUAUGAAAUUCAGGAUUUAUUUUCAUUAAGAUUUUCAGUUGACAGCAUCCUUUUUUGACAGAAAUCCUAUGCAGCACAUUUAUGGCUUUCAAUAAGACCAAGGAGCUCCAAGAACUUAGUGAUGUAAAUUAAAUGAUAAUCAUGAUUCAGUAUUUAAUUGCAAAAAAAAAAAAAAAGAGCAAGAGAGAGAAUAAAAGGAAGGAAGGAAGGAAAAAAUGGCAAAAUCAAAGGAUGGGUUUUCCAGACUUCUGGAGACCAUGUUUUUGCAUUGUAAGGGGACAAGCAUCUGGAGAUUAAAAUGCCGUAACUUGAAUUUGUUUCAGGACGCAGAAUGCAUGGCUCUGUGUGUGAAUGUAUGCAGGUGCAGUGCGAUGAGAGUACAUGACAUGCCAUACCCUUCUAGUGCCAAACAUUGUCGAACUUCGAGAUUGAUACUAAUGCCCAAGGGACAGAAGCAGAGUAGCACGAGCCCUACGGAAAGCAGGAAGCAAGGACGAACAAUCAAGUUCUCCACAUGUACAGACAGUUUGGUUUAUCCCCCCCCCCAACCCAACUUGAAAGUGAUGUGUCUUUUAGAGGCUUUGGGCCACUCAUUAGUAAGUAUGAGCAGACAAAACCAAUGAAAUAAGUGAUGGGAAAAGCCCUUUCGAACUGCUGGAAGGCUUGUCUCUUUAUCUAGCUAACAAUAUGUUUGAAUUGUUUGUACAAAAAAAAAAUAAGAUUCUGGGUUUUAAAUACCUCCCUACAGCAAGUAAAUGUUCUCCUUUUUUUCUGUUGGAAAUGUCCUCCCUCAUGGUGCUUUUGGUUGCAUUAAAGGUGCAGGUCAAAUUUUAAUAGUAUUUUUUUUUAUAGCUGGUGCAGAGUGGAAUAACUCAUGGAUUAUUUCGAUAUUUUUGUAAUGAAAAAAUGUAUGUUACAUAUAAAAGAUGUUUCCUUUUAUAGACCUGGACUCUUUUAAAGCAUCCCAUGUUCUUUAGUUAUUUGGGAAAUUAGAAGGGGGUCCACAUGUCCCAUUAGCUUGAUCUCCAGAUAGAAAAAAAAAAGAUAUAUUUCUCCUGUAAGGUCACCUUGCUUUGUAGCACUGGAGUUCCAAGAAUCUGGCUAUGGAUUUUUGGUUUUUUGGUUCUUUGUUUUGGGGGGAAUUUUUUUUCACGUAUUAGGUGAAGAAGAAAUCAGAACCAAACUUAAAAAAAAUGGUUUGCCGAAAACUUGGAGCUUUUGGAGGAAACCACAUUUUUUUUUCAUGGCUAUUUCCAUCCAGUUCAUAAAUUUUUAGCUGGAAGGGAUCUUAUAAUUCAUCUAGUCCAAGUCUUCAUUUUGAAAACUAAGGAUCAUAAAAGUGAUUUACCCAAGGUCAUACAGAUAAGUAGCAAUGGGCCAGGAUUUGAACAGUGGUCUUCAGACUACUAAAAAGGAGACCAUAGCAGGAAAUAUGUUAAUUUUAGAUAUUCAUAUUUCAUUUUAAUUGGACUAAUUUGAAUUCAGCUAAAUAAUUGGUUGAUUUGCUUGUUUAAAAAAAUUCUCCUAAUUAGUUUGAUUUAUCUAGCUAUUUGACCCAAAAUCCCUUUAAAAUGACCAAUCAGUUGCACACAUAGCUUCAGUCUGUCCACAAACAAUUACUGGUAAUAUCAGUAUUUUAACCUUUGCCAAUUGGUAUGUAAUGCAGUGACUGUUAUCUCUACAAUGAUACUUACAAAGUAAAGUGACAGGGUUCCUACUAACCAGGGUUUUUUUAUAUCUAAUCCAAAAGCCAUUUUUAAUAAUAAACAAUUUUUAUCAAUAAAACUUCAUCUUUUCCUAGUACUACAGGACUUGCUCUUCUAAGAAACAGCUCUCCUAGAAAAUAAUAAUCACAUGUGUAGGUGUGAUAAGACAACUCAGCUUACCAGGAAAAACCCAGAAAGAUGCUGUUUUCCAGCAGCUGGUAAACAUUUAGGGAUAAGUGUUCCACCCCAACCAGUCCUUUCUAUCACAUUUUAAGAGAAAAUUAGCACUUUAGCCGAUAUGUCCCCUCUGGGUAUUUCAAACACUAAAUUUUAAGGUGAUCAAAUUCAGCUUGAAGAAUUGUGAAUAACAAAUGUCAUUUUUUCUACCAAAAACACAAAGCUAGUCAUUUUUAAGUAUCCAGCAUUUUAGUACAAUCAAAUCUGCUAUAUCUUUGAUGUCAUGAAUAAAUGUCAGGAAAACAUAUGAUUGUUAAACGUCACAGACCACAACAGACACAAUCAUUUCUUAUUCAAGUAGUCAUACCAAAGGGGUUUAGGAACGUGAAUCUUGGCUAGAAGGGACCUCAGAGACUAUCUUGUCCAACAGUCAUUUUAUAGUUGAGGAAACUGAGAUCUAAGGAGGUUAAGUGACUUGCUAAAGUCACACAGUGUCACAGAUGAUUCUCUGCAGACUUUUACCUCACCCAUUGAUUUUCCUGCAGUAAGAACAAAAUGACAAUGCUGUUAUUAAAAAAAAAAAAGAAUACUAUAUAACUGGAAAGUAAUUGAUUGGAUAGGUGAAGAAGUUAUAGUUAUAGAAAAAGACAUUUUUUCAUGGAUUAUUAAAUAUGGUAGGUUCUCUGUUUUCCAUCAUGGUUUGAGAAUAGGAUACCCUAUUCUAAUUAUAAAUCUAUAUUAUUUUGAUAAUUAAUAGUUGCCACAAUAUGAAUUAUAUUAUUAUGACAAUUAACAGUUGCCAGAUAUACUACAUCACUCAUUUUUGAAGAUGCCAAACACAAUGUAAUUAGAGCUAAACUGAUAUAAAAUGUAUUUUAAUCUUUUUGACAUUCAGAAAACACAAAAUUCAGGGUCAUCAUUAAAAAAGCAAGCAUUGAUAUAGAAAUGUUAAUUCACAGACUAUUGGAUUACAGAGAGUCUACUGUAUCUGAAUUUAAAGAAAUCUUUGUCCAUUUAAAAAGGUGCAAAAUUUGAUUUGUGUAACUAUAUUUAUUUCCUUUUGAUAAUUUGUUUUCAAUCUUCUAGUAAUUUCCUAAAAGAAAGUUCUUAAAAAUCCAAGAAGGGGUUAAUAUGUAAUGCAUAAGGCUUGAAUACUAGCUUGGAAGCAUCUGGAAAGUUGAUAGCAUUCUUUAAACCAUCUUCAUACAUUGUGAUUUGUCCUUAAGGCAUUCAGUGAAUAUUUGUCAUUGAUAAUACUGUUCAGCCACCAUAUGUAAUAAAUGUUUUCCCAACUUACUAUAAGUACCGAGUCCAAAUGUCAGCAAAGAAAACAUGGUACAAAAAAUUAUAAUUGUGCCAGACCUAUUAUUAUUAUCAUUGAUAAAUUUAUACUAAUAUCUUAAGUGUAAUGAUGAUCAACUCACCAUAUAUGUUUACCAAUAGAAUAAAGUAACUGGCAGUACUAAACCUUUUCAAAUGAACAGGGAAAUGAAAACUUGAUGAUUGCUUUUAAAAUAGAAAAAAAAAAUCUUUCUUAAAUAAAGUAACAGAGAAGAAAGGAACAAAAUGUGAAGUACACUUUAAAGCUUAUAGUCUUAGAUGUGUGUCAUUUAUUUCCAUUUCAUCCAGAAACCCAUUUUCUUGUUCCUUUUUCUUGCCUCAGCCCCAAAAUGCAAUCCUUGGGUACAUUUCACAAUUCUCAUGAACUAGAAAUGCCUGGAGCGAGCAGAGAAAAGGUUUUGCUUCAGUGAGCUUUAUCAGAGAUCUCUUGAAGAAGUGUAUCUUUUAAACUGCUACAUGUCAUUCUAGGCAGGUAGAAGAAAGACUUCUCUGAAGAGGGAGUUGUGGGAAGAAAAACCUCCUGGAGGACUAAAGUGGAACUGUUGGGGCCAGGGUGUUUGUUUUGAAAUGGGCCCUCACACAUAAGAAUGUCUCACUGUUCUGUAAGGAAUACUGAUACUACUGUUUGUAUAAGAAUUUGGGGCCUUUUUCUAGUAAAGUAUCUUCAUGUAAUAUCUUAUCAUAUCAUAAUAUAUGUCUUUUCAUAUGUAUCUGACAUCUGCUCUUUUACCUUUUCUACAUAAAGUCUUUGUAUUUUUCAGUCUGUAUGGAAAAUUCCUUAAAAUCUUUUAAAAUAAUAUAACUUGGCUCUUUCCUUCAGAAAGGUAACAGAGCAGUGUUGUCAAAUUCAACUACAAAUGGAUUUUUGUGGGCUGUAUGUUACCUUAAAAAAAACCACUUAUUAACAUUAUUUAUAUUGUACUAUAUAUUUUUUUCUUUUUGGUUGGACAUUUCCCAAUUAUAUUUUAAUCUGGUUCCUAGGGCAAUGGGGGUGGGGCAUGAGUUUGACAACUCUGACUUAGAUGAUAUUUAUGAUACAGAAUUAUUAUAGCAAAGUCACUAAUCAUUUCUAUCAUUGUAAUGAUAGAUAAAAGUUGUCAUAUGUCCAACUUAAUGACUGCAAUACAUCUAUUUGUGAUGAUAACAAAAAUGGUUGGUUCAUCCACUAGAUACUCCAGUUGUGUGUUUGGAUUUAGUUGGUGUUUGAACCAUAGAGUUAGAGCUGGAAAAGGCCUUAAAGCUCACCUACUUCAACCACCUCAUUUUACAAAAAAAAAAAAAAAAAAAAAAAGGUUAAGUGAUUUCCCAGAUUUCACAAGAUAGUAACUAGUAGAAACAUGUUUUGAACCAAAUUCCAAAUCCAACAUUUUUUCCCCAGUACAUUCCCUACCAACCUUUCUAGCUACAUGAAUUCAUUUCUAAACUGAGUUGCUUAAGAAGAGAUGCAUGAUGGAAAUAAUCACAACAUGUGUCUUUGAACUAACACACUCUACAUUGUAAUUACUGAUUCUAUAGUAAAAAAUGUGCAAAAUGUGGGUGGAAUUGUAUAAUAACACAAUGAGCCAUUUAAUUUUGCUAAUUGUAGCAAUUAGGCUACAUCAUAUGAAGCCUAAAAUGUAAUAAGUGGCAAACAGCCAUUUGUGCAACAGAAACAAGGAAGGAAAAUCUACUCCUGAACAUCUGAGGGAUCUUGCCAUUUCAUUAUCCAUUUAAGCUCUUCCUUUGGGUGCUACAAUAUUAAAUUAGAUCUGGGUUUAAACUCUUUGACUAGAUAACUGUCCUGGACAUCUUAAAAUUCUUUUUUUUAGGGGGGGUUCAAGGAGAGGAGAGGAGGGAAGUGUUAUGGCGUCAGAUAAUUACUUUAACAUUCCAUCAAAUGGACUGAUUAUAAAUAACUAGUCCUGUAGGCACUGUUAUCACAGCCAACCAGAAACAAACUAUUAAAUAAAAAUUUUUCUUUCAUCUCCCCCCCAAAAAAUAACCCUUUUCCAAUUCAAAUUCCCUUAUUAAAUUGAGUCUAAUUGAUUCUCCCACUGUAAUGUCUAGUGAUUAUUUUAAGAUGUGCAUAACCUUCCUCUUCUUUAGCAGUAUUUGCUUUCUUCACUUCUUAGAGAUGGCCUCCCUUGUGAUACACAUAUUUUCUGAUUACUAGGCCAUUUUCUACAGAAACAAAUGCAUAGGAUAAUAUGGAAGGUCCACCAUUCAGCUGAGUAAAUAUCACAUUUUAUACAAAAAAAUUAUCUAAAGGGAGUUAGAGAAACUUUAGAACAUCAUCUUCACACUGAUAAUGAGGCCAUUUCUCGAUAUUUUUUCUUCUUGUUUAAUUGGACAUCUUGCACUUUCAAAAUGAUUAUGUUUUGUAAGAUUAUCAAAAUAGCAUCUAGAACUAUUUAUUUACUGAAGUAACUGUGUAAAUGCACAGAAUAAUUAUUUAUUGAAUUGCAAUAUAAUGAAAUUUUCUCCACUUUCCUCCCCUGCGAUAUGACACUUUUUAAAUGUCUUUGAUGAAACAAAAGGACGGGCCAACCAAUGUUCCUGCUCUUUUCCAAAUCAUUGGGAAAUUACAUUUUAUUUUAAAUUGUUAGCUGUAAAAUCACUGUUAAUUCAUGAAUAGAAAAAUGUUAUUGUUGGGGGGUGUCUCCAAACCCUGUGGUAUUGAUGUAGGAUGGAAUUAAGGUCCAAUUGAUCAUGAGUCAUCCCAAAAGAAUUACAAGACUCAGUGACUCAGUUUCCCAAGUUUUAUUGCAAUACUGUGAGUGAACACAGGGAGGGACCCUGCCCUGGAGCAAAGUACUAGUCCUCUUUUCCCACCCAACCAGUCUUGUUGAUCUGUUUUGAUAGAUGGCCCAAUGAGAGAGGGAAAAAAAAACUUCAUAAAGACAUAUUAAAUCAGAAGACAUUCAUUUCUGUCGAGUUUUAAAGCUAGAAAUGUGAGUGAAUAUUAUUGUCUAGUUCAAACUCCUAAUGUCAUACAUGAAGAACCUAAACCCCAGAGGAUUGACUGACAACGUUUUGUAGAAAACUUAUGUCAGAACAGGGCCCUAGGCUCUAGACAAUACAGUCUCUGCUUUUUCAAUUAUACCAUCCGGCUGGGGUUAAUAAGAAUAAUAGUAAGGGGCAGCUAGGUGGCGCAGUGGAUAAAGCACCAGCCUUGGAUUCAGGAGGACCUGAGUUCAAAUCCAGCCUCAGACA
This is a messenger RNA of Dromiciops gliroides (monito del monte), 9354 nucleotides long. It is a transcript of the gene XKR4, whose product is annotated as XK related 4. NCBI's taxonomy places the organism in Eukaryota, Metazoa, Chordata, Mammalia, Microbiotheria, Microbiotheriidae. Gene Ontology annotation, biological process: apoptotic process involved in development; engulfment of apoptotic cell; phosphatidylserine exposure on apoptotic cell surface. Gene Ontology annotation, cellular component: plasma membrane. The record is from RefSeq and is a predicted model, not a curated record.